Molecule: messenger RNA, 9915 nt
Organism: Alligator sinensis (Chinese alligator)
Lineage: Eukaryota; Metazoa; Chordata; Crocodylia; Alligatoridae
Gene: PLEKHG1
Product: pleckstrin homology and RhoGEF domain containing G1
Exons: 19
Coding region: 57-4805 (1582 amino acids)
Molecular function (GO): guanyl-nucleotide exchange factor activity
Source: RefSeq, a predicted model, not a curated record
GGGAGCUGCUGAGGAGCAGCGGCGGAGCCCGGUUUCAGUAACCUGGUCUUGUUGAGAUGCCAGAUAAAACAGGGGGUCCGGAAGCUGUCCCCAGGAAUGAAGAUGACUAUCAUUUGCCUCUUGAUGUCUUACCAGUUAUGACAGAGAGUUCUGGUCCCAAGACAGCAAGGGAAGAGUUGCACGAGGAGAACAGACCUUUCCGCUACUGUGGAGUAAAGACCAUGGAGCUGUCAGACAGCGACCGCCCUGUCAGCUUUAGUUCCACGUCCUCAUCUGCCUCCUCCAGGGAUAGCCACUGUUCCUUUGGCAGUAGAAUGACCUUAGUUUCAAACAGCCAUUUGGGGUUGUUUAAUCAGGAUAAAGAAGCUGGGGCUAUAAAAUUAGAGCUGAUUCCAGCCAGGCGAUUUUCCAGUGAGUUACACAGAAAUAAGCCCAUGGAGCAAAAGGACACAGAAGAAAGUCUUGAAAAAAGGCCAACUAUGCCAAGGAAAGCUGAACCAAAAGGAAUGAGCAAAAACUGUGCCAUAUCCCUGGUUACGGAACCCACGAGUCCGAAGCUCCUGUACGUCGACAGAGUUGUCCAAGAAAUUCUGGAGACGGAGAGGACUUACGUGCAGGAUUUAAAAAGCAUUGUGAAGGAUUACCUUGAUUGUAUCACUGACCAAUCCAAGCUCUCCCUUGGGACAGAAGAGCGAUCAGCCCUGUUUGGAAACAUACGAGAUAUCUACCAUUUCAACAGUGAACUUUUGCAAGACUUGGAAAACUGUGAAAAUGACCCUGUAGCAAUAGCAGAAUGUUUUGUUUCCAAGAGUGAAGAUUUCCAUAUAUAUACACAGUACUGCACCAAUUAUCCAAGGUCAGUAGCUGUCCUAACAGAGUGCAUGAGGAACAAGACAUUGGCCAAGUUCUUCAGAGAACGGCAAGAAGCUUUACAUCACUCCCUGCCCUUGGGCUCCUAUCUUCUAAAACCUGUCCAGCGAAUCCUCAAGUAUCACCUGCUUUUACACGAAAUAGAAAACCACCUUGACAAGGACACUGAAGGGUAUGAUGUUGUACUAGAUGCUAUAGAUACAAUGCAGAGAGUGGCAUGGCACAUUAACGAUAUGAAGAGGAAACAUGAACACGCCAUCAGGCUGCAAGAGAUACAGAGUUUACUCACUAACUGGAAAGGGCCAGACCUCACUAGUUAUGGGGAGCUGGUUUUGGAAGGAACAUUCCGCAUUCAGCGCGCAAAAAAUGAGCGCACUUUGUUCCUGUUUGACAAACUGCUGCUUAUUACAAAGAAGAGAGAAGAAAUGUAUACAUAUAAGGCUCACAUAUUGUGUGGCAAUCUCAUGCUUGUCGAAGUUAUACCAAAGGAACCGCUCAGCUUCAGUGUCUUCCACUAUAAAAAUCCCAAGAUGCAGCACACCGUGCAGGCAAAAUCGCAACAAGAUAAACGACUUUGGAUCCUUCACUUGAAGAGAUUGAUUCUGGAAAAUCACCCAGCUAAAAUACCUGCUAAGGCCAAGCAGGCAAUUUUAGAGAUGGAUGCCAUACAUCAUCCAGGAUUCCAUUACAGUCCAGAGGGAGAAAUUAAAGCAACCUAUCCUUUUAAGGAAGGCAUCACUCCACGGAGAGUGAGAAGGAAGUCAGAACCUUCAUCCAGAGUCCAUAAAGUUAUGAAGUCAAGUGAAAUAAAUUCAGAUAUGCAGAAGGUAAGACAUCGGAUCAGUAUUGAAGGAGCCCUGCUUUCUCAGGCUGCCAAACCGGGAUCAAAUGAAACUCUGCUCAGUUCUAGAAAAAAAGUGUCAUUAGACCACAGUGGGCUAGCAAAUCAGUUUCAAGAGCCCAUUGAACAAGCUUACAGCAGUGAUCAAGAUGAGAGUCUCCAAAUAUGUGCUACAGAUCAGAUAGAUGCUGAUGACGAGGAAGAGUCUGAACAGGGCAUGCAACAAAAUUCACAGCAAAAAUCAAAGGGAGGUAGAAAAAGACUCAAUAGCCAAGCUGCUGAAAAUGUUGAAAAACGAAGAAGUGUCAAUCUCAACAAAUGUGCAGUCCAGAACUCCAAGGACCCUUCAGAUGAAGAAUCAACCCAGUUGAAUACAGAUCUUCCAUUUUCUUGUUCUGCCAGGCAGUCAUCUAGGCAGUUCAGCACACCACAGAACAGUUCGCUAAUCAUGAAUAUCCUGGGGGGAGGUACAACGGCCAGAAACAUCUGGACAGAUCAUCAAAUUCGACAAGCUUUAUUCCCCAGCAGACGAGCGCAUCAUGAAAAUGAUGAAGAUGAAGAUGAUUAUCAGAUGUUUGUACCAUCAGUAUCUACAUCCAACUCAAGUUCAACUGUCUGUGAAGAGAGGGGCGCUUCUGGUCGCCCAUGCAGCUGGCAUUUGGGACUAGUUCAUCAGAAUGAUGCUGCCAGUUCCAAUCAUCACAAAAUUGUUAGACGAGCCAGUAGUGCUGGUGAAAGUAAUACUGGCCCAAAUGGUGCAAGGUACAGAGCCAGUGAACUUAGCCAGCACAGUUCUCGAAGGGAGGUAAAAAGUGGUUCUAGAACUGGCAUGAAUGCUUUUCCAGAAUAUUCAGAAGAGCUGACCAUUGAUGAUAUAGAACAUGUCUAUGAUAACAUAAGCUAUGAAGAUUUAAAACUGAUGGGUCUCACAAGGAGGGAAGAGUCUGAUCGUGGUCCCCAAAGAUCUGCUAGAGACUCUCUGUAUGAGAGUCAAAACAAAAUUAGUUUGGAAUUGACUUCCAAAAAGAGGCAGGCAGAUCAAAAUAGGACCUCUAUUUUUGAAACUAGAGAUGAGAGCCUACACAGUAGAGAGGCACCUACUUCAAGUUCAGAUGAGCUCAGGAUUGUUGAGGAUAACAUCUAUGACACCAUAGUGCUUCCAGAUCCACCACUGUUGACUUUUAAAUGUGACCGCCUUAAAUGCUCUAAAAGGAGGAGCUUUUUGGGCCUGGAAACAGAUUUUGCUUGUUGUGAUAGUCUACGGCAGUUUGUUUCUGAAGAGAGUCUUCAAUUCAGUGAAGAUGAAAGUCCUUACCAUCGUGUUCCAUUAGAUAAUGAUUAUUUGAGCUUAGUAGAUAGUUCCUCCAACUCUGAUUCACACUCUCACAAGUCUGUAGCAGAUAAACUUUCAGAGGAAGUAGAUGAAAUUUGGAAUGAUCUGGAGAAUUAUAUCAAGAAAAAUGAAGAAAAGACAAGAGACCGCCUCCUUGCAGCCUUUCCUGUUUGCAAAGAUGACAUACAGGAAAGGCUGCAUGUGGGAAGUACACCUGAAUUGAGUAAGGAUGUGGAAUAUUCUCUUUCUACCCUCUCCCUGCCUGAAACCCCUGUUUUCCCUAAGACUUUGAAACACAAAGCAAAUGUCAAAUGUGAAGAAACACCGCCAUGUAAAGAGAGUUCAUUUAUGAGCCUAAGCAGAUCUUCCUUCUGCAGUGAGCUGCCUUUCAUGGAUAGCCCUUAUGAAUCUGCAAAUAGUAUUCUAUCCAAUGCACAUACAGAAAGCACUGACAAUGAAUUAGAUGUUGUGGACAAAACAAAAAACAGGGUCUUUUUGAUGGCAAGGCAAUACAGCCAAAAAAUUAAGAAGGCUAACCAGCUUUUGAAGGUAAAAAGUCCAGAGCAGGAACAGCCAGCCAGCCGUCAACCUAAACUGAAGCACAAAGACCUUGCAGCCAUUUUGGAGGAGAAUAAACAAGGUGGUCCUGCCAUUGGUGCCAGAAUUGCUGAAUAUUCCCAGCUUUAUGACCAGAUUGUUUUUAGAGAGACUUCACCCAGAAUCCAAAAGGAUACCUGGGCCAGUUCUCAGGAGUCAUCAACCUUAAGGUAUUCCUCACCAGAAUCAACAUCUCCUUCUCAUUCUCAGUUAGCUAGUGAAUGUUUAAGGGAAGAAGACUGGUUUUUACAUUCUACAUACAGUAAUGGAGAACUAGCUGAUUUCUCUCCUUGGCCGGAAGUCCAGGAACCAAAGUCAAAGAGUUCCCCUGCAGAGACUGGCACAAAAAACAAUCUAAGACAGUUGCCAUCAGCUUGUUCAGUGCCUUCCCUUCAGAUUUCUACACGUCUGCAUGUUCCAGCACAAAGGUGGAGUGCUAUUAUAAGUCAGCCUAACAAAGAGAAUUUACAUCAAGAUAACAUGUAUAACUCUCUUGGAAGAAGAGCACACAUUACAAAAUCACAAGCGUACAGCAGGUCACAGUCCUCUUCCUCAGUUGUGGUCAACAGGUCUGGGGAGGCAAUUAUCUACCCCAAUGAAAUGGACAAGAAAAAGUUACAUUCAAAUAGACAUUUUAGAUCUGAUACCUACCAAGAGUCUCUGUCAACUGCUGCUUCAGGAUUCUUGGUAUCCAGUGUAAGAAAGCAGCACCCUGAAAGCUGUUCAGACAUGAUUCUGCAAGACUCUCAGAAAGUCCUGAGAGUAAACAGGAACUCGCCACUAAAUGCACAAAUAGCGACGCAGAACUAUUUUUGUAAUUUCAAAGAUACUGAAGAAGAAGGGGAUGACGAUGACUAUGUUGAGAUAAAAUCUGAUGAUGAGGGGUCUGACUUAGAGACUACGCAGAACCAAACAAAGAAAUCAGACCCAAAGUUGAAUAAUGUAGAUGGUGAUUCUUCUGACACUCCCUCAAGCAAAAACAUGUCUUGUACUUCUGCAAAAUCAGCGAACAGCAAACACGCACUUACCCCUUAUCUGACUGCAUACAGUGAUUCAGAUAAAUUAAAUGACUACUUGUGGAGAGUACCAUCUCCUAAUCAGCAGAAUAUAGUCCAGUCUUUAAGGGAAAAGUUUCAGUGUCUUAGUUCAAGUAGCUUCGCUUGACACUUUCACUGAUGUCUAAUUGUACUACUGCCUUAACACAUCAGAGUAUACAUCAGAACAGCCAGUACUGUCAUCAUAUAUUUUAAUAUUUUUAAGACAUCAAGCACUAUAUCUCAGUAAUAUUGUAAAUAGAUGUGUAAAAUAUCUUUUUUACAAUACAGAAUAUUGAGAAAGCCAGUGGUCCUGUGAGCACUCUCUGAUACUAAGAUCGAUUUGUGUCUUUAUAAUGUAGACUGUUUUUUCCUAAUCUCGCUGUCUUAACUUGAAUAUACUUUACCACCCCCCUUUUCUCUCCUCCAUAGCUCACUUUAUUUUUAGUCACGAUAAUGUAAUUGAUAAAGCCACUAUGCCACGUGGAAACCUUUGUAUUCAGGCUUUUAAGAACAGGCGCCUAGUGCUGUGUCCAAAAAAUACAUUUUCUGUUACUGUAAUUGCAUGUGAUUGUUCAGCUGAACAUCUAAUCAUCUGAAUGUGCAAAUACCAGGUUCUGAACACAGUUGGACAAGCUAACUGUGCAAUUGCCUGCACAUUUUUGCACAUCAGACUGUAAGUCUGUGGGACCAAUGCACAUAAUACCAAAUAUACAGUACUAUUUAGAACAGGACUUUUAUGUUUUAAAAUAAAUCUAGUCCCAGUGUUUUGUGAAUAGUGCCUGAUUGAUAAAUGUGUAUCUGAAGCCAUUGUAUUUAAUAUUCCUACAUAAUAGCUAAAGAACAGGAACUGGUAGCUUUCCUUAUACCAUGCUGUGAAUAUGCCUCCAACCUGUUCCGGAUGCUUUUAGCUUUCGAGAGCUCAAGGGUAAUUAAUUGUCUUAGGCUCAUUCAACCCUUGGUCUUGUAGAAAUAGCUACUCUGGCUGCUGAUUUACCAUCAAUUUUAAAUGUAGCAUUCGCAAGCUGGGCACCUUUCUUUUAAGAGUGAAGCCAUUAAUAACCGAUAAAUUGAAAUGACUGAUGAAAACUCUUGCAAGAAUAAUGGUGUCCUAUGGAUACGUUUUUAAGUAUCUGGCAGCUUUCCUUAUACCGUGCUGUGAAUAUGCCUCCAACCUGUUCUGGAUGCUUUUAGCUUUCGAGAUCUUGUCAAUCAAAGCCAAAUGCUUGUGAAUGUGUUUGGGCUGUCUGCAAUUUGACAUAACUUUAAUUUUGAACAUUCUAUAGUACUCAAAAUGUAGGAGUCCAUUAGCCAAAACAAUGUAAUACUAAAAAAUGAAAUUGGUUGUAUUGCCGAUGCAUUAUUGCCAAAACAGAGCUGGAGCUGAGAUUUGAAAAUAAAUCCUCUGAAAAAGCAUGCUUUUCUUUAGAUGGUUCAGUUUUCAAUGUCAGAAGUGCUAAAGGAAGCAAAAUAUCAUAGAAAAUGCGUUAUGUCAAACAUGCUUUGCCCAUAUCAACUUGAAAUGAGAACUACUCUCCUUAAAAUUCACUGCAUACACAUUGGCUUUUAAAGGCAUGGUUCAACUUUCUUUGGAAUGACAAUUCUCUUUCAUAACAGCUUAAGCUUUUGAUUAGCGGCCAUUUGUAAGGGUACAAACCAGAACAAUAAAACUUUUAAGACCAAAGAUUCUAUUCUCAUACAAGUGCUCUGAAUAAUAAAUAAAAGAUGGAAGAAAAAUUGAGUGCAUGAUGCUCAGCAAUUUUUCUUCUUAAAGAGAGACAAGUUUUCAAUCUUGUCAGUGAUGUAUCAGUGUCUUCUUCAAGGAAGAGUAUAGGGAAUUGACCUCUCAGUAGCAGAGUUUAUACUUUAAAAUAGUCUCUGAUACCUAGUCCUGUUUUUGGAGCCAGCUUUUCUAUUAGCUUCGAAAAAGGAAAUGCUUUAUAAACUGUUGGGGAGGGAGGAGGGAUAAAAAAAAUUCGUUUUUAUCAUGCUGACUGACUAAGAUAUCUGAAAUGAAAUAAGAGAUGAGGAUGGCACCUUAACAUCUUGUAAGUAUCUUUCUCAACAUAGGAUCUGUUUCUGAAAGAUUCCUCUCCCAUUCCCCCCAUGCAAAUCUCAGUACUCAGUCUUAGUUCAUCUUCCCUGCCAGUUAGUGUUUGGUACAAUUUCAAGGACUAAUCCUUACUUUCUUCAUGCAUGUUAGCUUUUGCUCUUUUGUUCUCUCUCUUGCUUCUCUCUGCUUUUUAACUUAUUCAUUUUUCUUUCUUUCCAAUUAAUUUUUAAAAAGGCAGUGCAUUAUUUUAGUGGCUAGAAAUACUAAUGAACCAUUCCUUUUCAGCUGGUGCACCUGAAAACAGUGACCAUGGCACUUCUGAAAGCGCUGAUCUGUGCUAUUUGGGGAAGAAGAGAGCCUGGUCUUGACCGCUAAGAAUCAAACUGAAUUUUGCCUGGAAAAAUUGCCACUAGCACAUGAACAUCUAAAAAAAAUUUAAACGUCAGUCCACAUGUUUGCGAUCCUGCCAUUGGCAAAGCAAGAACUGAUUACACUUCUGAGUCAGGUUCGCUUAAAGAUCUGUGUGGGGAGAGGUUGAAUGUAACCAUUAGCUUAGAGUCUCUAGCAGUGGGAAUGAUGUGCUAAAUGUGUGGUAGUAUGCAAAGGAUCGGCUGUGGCCUACAGGAAAUUUGUGUAACCAUAAAACAGGGACACCAGCUGUUGAAAGCGGCUUGGCCAGGUUGACUGGUUAUGUGCUAAUUUAACUCAGCUAUGUUGCAGUUUUGGUCAGUACGGAGUUUCUUGUGGGUGAAUUUCAAGAUCUCCUUUUUAAGAGAAUGAAUUUCUUCUAAAAGGAAAUGACCCUUGCUUGCAUAGGGAGGCAAAAUUUGGGGAGGGACUGAAUCUGGUCCAGUAGGUAUAAUAGGUCUAAUAAAGUAGUAGCUUCCACACACACACCCCUGCCCCCUGAAUACAUUCCAUUUUUUCCAAACGACACAUACAAUGAAUUAAUACUCCCAUUUACUGCAAGUAUGGUUGUUUCAAUAUGAUAUGCAUUUAGCUCUCCCAUUUUCUCUGUUGCAUGACUUGGGCUUUUAUUACUUGAAACCACUGUAUACAAAUAGAGCCUAAAUGUGUUUGCUGUAUAGCCACUGAGAUAUCUUGUACAACUGUUGUUGUGGUGCUUACAUUUUCCAGAUUAAGCAGGAAAACAGUAAUAGACAUCAAAUGUAUUAUACUAAACAAAGUUAUUAGUUAAAGUACUGUUUCCAUACUACUUUCCUCAAGCACAGUAGCCCACCUGGUAAUUUUAGAACUGUUAACUAAUACUGUGCAUGUUGUUCUGAGCAAAAUCUGAUGUUGAGACGUAUUCAAUGACUUCUGUUUUUCUGAGAAGCAUAUUUAAGGAAUUUCUGCUUGUUGCAUUGUGUUGAACUACCUACUACACAAUUCCUUGUAUUGCUUAGGAAUAGCUUUGGGGUUUUAUUUGAUCAUUAUCCUAUAAGCUCAUGUGCUAACUAUGGAUAGAUGUGCUAAAUAGAACUGCAUCUAGUAAAACAAUUGCGAAAUAACAUUGUACAUAUUUAAGAUACCAAAAAUGUAGCGGUUCUCAUAUUUAUUUAAUAUAGGUUGUAAAGUAAUGUAAAUAUGAAUAGAAAUUUAAAAUGUGUGCUUUUUAACUAUAGCACACCUAGAUUUGUCUGAACUAUUCAAGGAAUUGUGUCUUAACUUUUAGAAGUCAAUGACAUCUCAUGCAGUAAGUGGAGUAAAAUGGAGGAGAGUUAUAAAAUGCAUAACUCUUACCAGGAACCAUUUCAUACCAUUUUAAAUAAAUUUGGUGUGCUUUAAAUUAUUUUGGUGUGUGAUUCUGGCAGAUAGGCAGCUGGAGCUAAUACAAAGCUAAGCACUGGAUACUCUGUAUUGGUAAAAAAGGAUUAACAGCUUUCAUUUUUUUUUCAAUAGAUGUAAAAAGUUAUAAAAAUACUAGGUUAUACUAACAAGUAGUUUGAGUUAUGUCAUUGGUGAUCCCUGUUACGUUCUACAAAUGAAAUAAAAAUAAAAGGGCCAGUAAAGCCAUAAUGAAAGUCAAUGCUAACUGAGAAGUGUUGCUUAUUAGGCUUAAAUGGGGUAUACAAUUGUUCUUGUUGGCAAUUCCCAUCCAAAAACAUGUGAAGUAAUGCUGACCAGUAACCUUUAUUUAGUUAUAAAUGAUCAUUUAAAUAAAUUAGAAGAGUUGGGAACAGUGUACAUUUCUUUAGGGAAAAGAUUUCCACAUAUUUUCUGAGACUUUCUGAUGUCAUCACUCCACCAGACUCGGUUAGCUUGGUGCUAGCUUGCUUUGAUGCAGGGGAGAGAAAGUACAAAAAAUAAGUAAUUUCAACGGCAAAGGUUAAAAGUUAAUUUUCUAAAUGGAACAAAGAUGAUGGUAAGAUUUUAAUUUUCAAAAAGGCAGCAUAUGAAUUAUCUGAAGCCUCAGGGUACUGAAAAAUGUGAACGGAAUAAAUAUAUAGCAGCCACAGUUUUGUACUGAACUCUGAGUCCAGGUGGUAAAAAUUGUUGUUUUAAAAGCAGUUGUGUUUUUCCAUUUCUUGCCAUUUCAUAGGCAGCUUGUCCCUGUGGUAAUGAACCCAACUUUUUAAAAGCAAUAUUUUGUUUGAAAGAGCUAUUUUUAAAUCAUGUAAUACUGGAAAAUUCUCAUAUUUUACUGUAUAGUUUAAGAUUCUGUGUCAUCUGGUAGUAAUUGCACUAUGCUACCAGAAGGGGUUGAAAAAUGAAGUUAAUUGUUCUGAGUUUCUUUUAAUUGUAUAUUUCUUUGUUUCUGCAUACAUGUAUAACAUCUUGUCCUAUGGAUAAGACAUGCAUUUUUUUUAAUAUUGCACUUUUUUCAUGACUUGUUUUGUAAAGAAUAUGUAAAAAAUAUAUGUACAUGUAGGAAGCUUCUUAAGUCAAAGCUUUUUUUGCCCUUUUGUUUUGCUUAAAAACUGAGUUUAAAGCAUGCCAAAACUAAGGAAAACAUGUAAGUACAUGCUGUUUAGACAAAAAAGUAAUAAAUGCUAAAUUUGUGUUCAAAGAUCAGACUAAUAGUAAACUGGCAGUAUUGUAAUGCAAUGCUUAUAGGACAAUACUAUCUCAGAACAUAGCUGCAUCCUUUUGAACAGGUACAGCAACUUGCUGCUUUGUUUCUGUAUUAUUUCCAUUCAUAAACAUUGCCAGGAUGAACCAAACUGGAUCUUUGUUUGUGAUCCUU